GACACGCCAGAUCACUGAGCGAUAUCAGGUAUUGAUGUAACUGGAGUGAAUAAGGGAACCUUCUUCCUGAGCACAGACAUUGGAGCCUGUUAUCAGCAUGAACUCAUGUGUGUUAGACAAACAUGAAUAGUUCAUAUCCAUCCUUCACUAUAGGAAGCAUCAGAAUGAUACCGCAAACUCCAAAAGUCUUAGACGCUAAUGACUAUUCACAAACAUUGGGGAUAUCACAGCAGAUAUUUAAAGAAGAUGGUGAAUUGGCAGGAACUGUGAAGCAAUCAUUAUGUACAGAGAGUAAUUUAGUAAUCAAACAAGAGGACAACAUUUAUGAGUUAUCUAGUGAAAUUAUUAUCCCAGAGGAUACACCACACAGAUUUACUGAGUUUUCAAAACAUAUUAAAGAAGGGAAAAGUCUACAGUCUAGCCAAAUGAUUCAUACAAAGGAGAAAUCUUUCAAAUCUACUAAAUGUCAGAAAAGCGUUAGAUGGGAGUCUCCUCUACUAGAACACUACAAAAUUCACACAGGUGAGAAACCACACACAUGUCCUGAGUGCGGCAAAUGUUUUACACAAAUGGAUCAUCUGAAAACUCAUAAAAAGAUUCACACAGGAGAAAAGCCAUUCACAUGUACAGAGUGUGGAAAAAGUUUUACACAAAAGGGUAGUCUGAAAACUCAUGAAAGAAGUCACACAGGAGAAAAGCCUUUCACAUGUACAGAGUGUGGAAAAUGUUUUACACACAAGAGUGAUCUGAAAAAGCAUGAUAGGAGUCACACAGGAGAAAAGCCUUUCACAUGUACAGAGUGUGGAAAAAGUUGUACACAAAAGAGUGAUCUGAAAAAGCAUGAAAGGAGUCACACAGGAGAAAAGCCUUUCACAUGUACAGAGUGUGGAAAAAGUUUUACACAAAAGAGUGAUCUGAAAAAGCAUGAAAGGAUUCACACAGGAGAAACCCCUUUCACAUGUACAGUGUGUGGAAAAAGUUUUACAGGUAUUAAUAAUCUGAAAGCUCAUGAAAGGAUUCACACAGGAGAAAAGCCUUUCAUAUGUACAGAGUGUGGAAAAAGUUUUACACGUAUGAAUAAUCUUAAAAAGCAUGAAAGGAGUCACACAGGAGAAAAGCCUUUCAUAUGUACAGAGUGUGGAAAACGUUUUACAGAAAAGAGUAGUCUGAAAAAGCAUGAAAGGAGUCACACAGGAGAAAAGCCUUUCACUUGUACAGAGUGUGGAAAAGGUUUUACAUAUAUACAUUGUCUGAAAUCUCAUGAAAUGAUUCACACAGGAGAAAAGCCUUUCACAUGUACAGAGUGUGGAAAAAGUUUUACACAUAUGAAUAAUCUGAAAACUCAUGAAAGGAUUCACACAGGAGAAAAGCCUUUCACAUGUACAAAGUGUGGAAAAUGUUUUACAGAAAAGAGUAAACUGAAAACUCAUGAAAGGAGUCACACAGGAGAAAAGCCUUUCACAUGUACAGAGUGUGGAAAAUGUUUUACACACAAGAAUGAUCUGAAAAAGCAUGAAAGGAGUCACACAGGAGAAAAGCCUUUCACAUGUACAGAGUGUGGAAAACGUUUUACACAUCAAAAUUGUCUGAAAAUUCAUGAAAAGAUUCACACAGGAGAAAACACAUGUACAGAGUGUGGAAAAAGUUUUACACGUAUGAAUAAUCUGAAAAUUCAUGAAAGGAUUCACACAGGAGAAAAGCCUUUCACUUGUACAGAGUGUGGAAAAUGUUUUACAGAAAAGAGAAAACUGAAAACUCAUGAAAGGAGUCACACAGGAGAAAAGCCGUUCACAUGUACAGAGUGUGGAAAAUGUUUUACACACAAGAGUGAUCUGAAAAAGCAUGAAAGGAGUCACACAGGAGAAAAGCCGUUCACAUGUACAGUGUGUGGAGAAAGUUUUACACAAAUGUAUUAUCUGAAAACUCAUGAAAUAAUUCACAAUGGAAGAAACCUUUCACAUGUUUAUAAAGUGGAAAAAAGGGAACCUGUCUUGAGACAAAUAAAUAUGGCCUUCACACUAUCCGAUGAGCAAUGGGAGGCAGAGCUAAAAGAAUCACUGACUAAUACUAAUUUGGAAAGCAGUGAUUUAGAAACAAACGUGUUUAAUGCUUUCAAGAAGUAUAAAGGGUGUAUAGUUAAGCAAGUAAAGCUUAGAGCAGAGAAUUCAAGUCUUGUCAACUAUGUGGAGAAAAAAAUCGUCCCUAGAGGGCUAAGACUAUUCUUGGAUCCUGGAUUUAAUGCCAGAGAAGAAGAGGGUGGUCUUGAUUUUCUAGAAGAAUGGAAGGGUAAACUAUCUACUUGUGCACUUGAUAUGAUUGAUAUGUUGAUUAAAAGAAACCAUAAGAGGUUAGAUAAAAUUAAAGAUGACGUAGAACAAGCAUUACAGGUUGUAAAUAAAUUUGAGAAUGAUCCAAACUUUGCAAAAUUAAAUGAAGAAACCAAAACACACAUCUCUAGGUUACAAGCAGAAAUAAAACUAAAUUUAACACACAUUGAGGUUUUAAAAAAAGGACUAACCUUUUGUCCAUCAAACAAAUUAAACAAGUUUGAACUAGUAAAGGAUCUUCAUCUGUUUGCUAGAAAAAUAGUUUUACAUUAUACUAUGCAUCAGAAUAAAUCUGAACAGAAAAAGGAUGAGGAAACUAUAAUGGUUCUAGAGUCCCUUUUGAAUGAAAAUGAAGACAGGGAAAGACUUGUGAAAGGUUGCAGUGAUUUAAAAACAAAUCUGCAACCUAAAUCAACAUACAUGCCUUCGCUAGCACAGGUUCCCAUUGUCUCAAUGUUUGUUAAAGCGGUUGAAAGGGAAAUAGAAAAAUUACCUGACGACUGGAUUCAGUCUGACAAUUUAAGUUUCAAAGAGAGACAAGCACUGAAAGAACUAAGUACAGCAAAAGGGGUAAUUUUUAAGCCAGCCGACAAGGGCGGAAAUCUAGUUCUUCUAGAUGAGUCCUAUUAUCUUAAUGAGGAGCCAGCAAUCAUUAAAGAUCUACACAUUGCUAUACAAUGGGUUGUCAAGAAUGAGGCACUGUUCUGUGGGCGCAUAACCAUGCCAAGUUAUGUGUCAAUGAAUGAAGAUGACCGCCAGAAGGCCAUAGAUAACGUGAUGCAAAGAGAAGAACCAGAAGCAAGGGAGCCAUUCCUCUUUGUAUUUCAGCACAGAGAAGAUAUGGAGUUGUUUUUGCAGCACAUGAAUAGUUCAUAUCCAUCCUUCACUAUAGGAAGCAACAGAAUGAUACCGCAAACUCUAAAAGUCUUAGACACUAAUGACUAUUCACAAACAUUGGGGAUAUCACAGCAGCUAUUUAAAGAAAAUGGUGAAUUGGCAGGAACCGUGAAGCAAUCAUUAUGUACAGAGAGUAAUUUAGUAAUCAAACAAGAGGACAACAUUUAUGAGUUAUCUAGUGAAAUUAUUAUCCCAGAGGAUACACCACACACAUUUACUGAGUUUUCAAAACCUAUUAAAGAAGGGAAAAGUCUACAGUCUAGCCAAAUGAUUCAUACAAAGGAGAAAUCUUUCAAAUCUACAAAAUGUCAGAAAAGCUUUAGAUGGGAGUCUCCUCUACUAGAACAUUACAAAAUUCACACAGGUGAGAAACCACUCACAUGUCCUGAGUGCGGCAAAUGCUUUACACAAAUGGAUCAUCUGAAAACUCAUAAAAAGAUUCACACCGGAGAAAAGCCGUUCACAUGUACAGAGUGUGGAAAAAGUUUUACACAAAUGUAUUGUCUGAAAACUCAUGAAAUGAUUCACACAGGAGAAAAUCCUUUCACAUGUAGAGUGUGUGGAAAAUGUUUCACAGAAAAGUGUAGUCUGAAAACUCAUGAAAGAAGUCACACAGGAGAAAAGCCGUUCACAUGUACAGAGUGUGGAAAACGUUUUACACACAAGAGUGAUCUGAAAAAGCAUAAAAGGAGUCACACAGGAGAAAAGCCUUUCACAUGUACAGAAUGUGGAAAAAGUUUUACACGUAUGAAUAAUCUGAAAACUCAUGAAAGGAUUCAUACAGGAGAAAAGCCGUUUACAUGUACAGAGUGUGGAAAAUGUUUUACACACAAGAGUGAUCUGAAAAAGCAUGAAAGGAUUCACACAGGAGAAAAGCCUUUCACAUGUACAGAGUGUGGAAAAAGUUUUAUACGCAAUAGUUAUCUGAAAAUUCAUGAAAGGAUUCACACAGGAGAAAAGCCUUUCACAUGUACAGAGUGUGGAAAAAGUUGUACACACAAGAGUGAUCUGAAAAUUCAUGAAAGGAUUCACACAGGAGAAAAGCCUUUCACAUGUGCAGAGUGUGGAAAAAGUUUUACACAUAUACAUUGUCUGAAAAUUCAUGAAAGGAUUCACACAGGAGAAAAGCCUUUCACAUGUGCAGAGUGUGGAAAAAGGUUUACACGAAUAGAUAAUCUGAAAGCUCAUGAAAGGAGUCACACAGGGGCAAAGCCUUUUACAUGUAAAGAGUGUGGAAAAUGUUUUACAGGAAAGAAUAAUCUGAAAACUCAUGAAAGGAUUCACACAGGAGAAAAGCCUUUCACAUGUACAGAGUGUGGAAAAAGUUUUACACAUAUGAACAAUCUGAAAACUCAUGAAAGGAGUCACACAGGAGAAAAGCCUUUCACAUGUACAGAGUGUGGAAAAAGUUUUACACAAAAGAGUGAUCUGAAAACUCAUGAAAGGAGUCACACAGGAGAAAAGCCUUUCACAUGUACAGAGUGUGGAAAAAGUUUUACACAUAUGAAUUAUCUGAAAACUCAUGAAAGGAUUCACACAGGAGAAAAGCCUUUCACAUGUACAGAGUGUGGAAAAAGUUUUACACAUAUACAUUGUCUGAAAAUUCAUGAAAGGAUUCACACAGGAGAAAAGCCUUUCACAUGUACAGAGUGUGGAAAAAGUUUUACACAAAAUAGUAAUCUGAAAAAGCAUGAAAGGAGUCACACAGGAGAAAGCGUUUCACAUGUACAGAGUGUGGGAAAAGUUUUACACAUACACAUGAAUAGUUCAUAUCCAUCCUUCACUAUAGGAAGCAACAGAAUGAUACCGCAAACUCUAAAAGUCUUAGACACUAAUGACUAUUCACAAACAUUGGGGAUAUCACAGCAGCUAUUUAAAGAAGAUGGUGAAUUGGCAGGAACCGUGAAGCAAUCAUUAUGUUCAGAGAGUAAUUUAGUAAUCAAACAAGAGGACAACAUUUAUGAGUUAUCUAGUGAAAUUAUUAUCCCAGAGGAUACACCACACACAUUUACUGAGUUUUCAAAACCUAUUAAAGAAGGGAAAAAACUACAGUCUAGCCAAAUGAUUCAUACAAAGGAGAAAUCUUUCAAAUCUACAAAAUGUCAGAAAAGCUUUAGAUGGGAGUCGCCUCUACUAGAACAUUACAAAAUUCACACAGGUGAGAAACCACACACAUGUCCUGAGUGUGGCAAAUGCUUUACUCAUAAAAAGAUUCACACCGGAGAAAAGCCGUUCACAUGUACAGAGUGUGGAAAAAGUUUUACACAAAUGUAUUGUCUGAAAACUCAUGAAAUGAUUCACACAGGAGAAAAUCCUUUCACAUGUACAGUGUGUGGAAAAUGUUUCACAGAAAAGUGUAGUCUGAAAACUCAUAAAAGGAGUCACACAGGAGAAAAGCCUUUCACAUGUACAGAAUGUGGAAAAAGUUUUACACGUAUGAAUAAUCUGAAAACUCAUGAAAGGAUUCAUACAGGAGAAAAGCCGUUUACAUGUACAGAGUGUGGAAAAUUUUUUACACACAAGAGUGAUCUGAAAAAGCAUGAAAGGAUUCACACAGGAGAAAAGCCUUUCACAUGUACAGAGUGUGGAAAAAGUUUUAUACGCAAUAGUUAUCUGAAAAUUCAUGAAAGGAUUCACACAGGAGAAAAGCCUUUCACAUGCACAGAGUGUGGAAAAAGUUGUACACACAAGAGUGAUCUGAAAAUUCAUGAAAGGAUUCACACAGGAGAAAAGCCUUUCACUUGUGCAGAGUGUGGAAAAAGUUUUACACAUAUACAUUGUCUGAAAAUUCAUGAAAGGAUUCACACAGGAGAAAAGCCUUUCACAUGUGCAGAGUGUGGAAAAAGGUUUACACGAAUAGAUAAUCUGAAAGCUCAUGAAAGGAGUCACACAGGGGCAAAGCCUUUUACAUGUAAAGAGUGUGGAAAAUGUUUUACAGGAAAGAAUAAUCUGAAAACUCAUGAAAGGAUUCACACAGGAGAAAAGCCUUUCAAAUGUACAGAGUGUAUAAAAAGUUUUACACAAAUAAAUCAUCUAAAAAAUCAUGAAAGGAUUCACACAGGAGAAAAGCCUUUCACAUGUACAGAGUGUGGAAAAAGUUUUACACAAAAGAGUGAUCUGAAAACUCAUGAAAGGAGUCACACAGGAGAAAAGCCUUUCACAUGUACAGAGUGUGGAAAAAGUUUUACACAUAUGAAUUAUCUGAAAACUCAUGAAAGGAUUCACACAGGAGAAAAGCCUUUCACAUGUACAGAGUGUGGAAAAAGUUUUACACAUAUACAUUGUCUGAAAAUUCAUGAAAGGAUUCACACAGGAGAAAAGCCUUUCACAUGUACAGAGUGUGGAAAAAGUUUUACACAAAAUAGUAAUCUGAAAAAGCAUGAAAGGAGUCACACAGGAGAAAGCGUUUCACAUGUACAGAGUGUGGGAAAAGUUUUACACAUAUAAAUUGUCUGAAAACUCAUGAAAUAAUUCACAAGGGAAGAAACCUUUCACAUGUUUAUAAAGUAGAAAAAAGGUUUUCCAUUUAAAGGGAAGGAGAGUCCUCGGCUUCAUUCAUUACUAGUGGGAAUUAAGAACAUGGCCACUGGGAGGCAGCAAAGACACCACAGCCAAAGGCUUAAAUACCUCCCCCACUCCCCUCAUCCCCCAGUCAUUCUUUGUCUUUCAUUACAGGGGGUGGCAGAGAGGUGCUGGAAAAUCGGAGGUCUCCCCUCUUGUAAGGUGUAUCCAGUCCACGGAUUCAUCCAUUACUUGUGGGAUAUUCUCCUUCCCAACAGGAAGCUG
Messenger RNA from Bombina bombina (fire-bellied toad), 7010 nucleotides. RefSeq lists its product as uncharacterized. NCBI's taxonomy places the organism in Eukaryota, Metazoa, Chordata, Amphibia, Anura, Bombinatoridae. The record is from RefSeq and is a predicted model, not a curated record. The transcript has 7 exons. Bases 123 to 6671 code for a protein of 2182 amino acids.